UGUUGUCAAGUUUUAGUCCACGAAUAAACAAAUCUGUAACUAAAUCAAGCGAGGACAAGGCAGUCCAAUGUUCCAACUACGAAUCGUGUGGAGGAAGUCGCCCCAGAAGUUUCGACAUGAAAUCAAGAGGAAGUGGUGCUCUGUGUGGUCUUCUGUGUAAACAUCAUUUAAAGGCAAUGGCUUCUAGGGAUAAGUGUCUGAAAAGAUUUGUUAUAACUUUAUCGAUAUUCUUCUUUAACUUUUUGGAAGAUUGCUGCAUGUGGAAACUACAGACUGUCAACCAUGAUAUUACUGUAGUAAACGGAGUGGAGUCCAACAUUGAUUUCUCCCUCAGUGAUUAUCGAUCUCUGAAUGUUAGUCUACGACUAACUGUCCAACAUCGGUUAGGUAAUGGAAGUUCAAGCAGAAAAUGUCGGAUUGAUCACUCAGACACAGGAGUCUGUCAGCCGACACUCGGUCCAUGCGAGUGUGUGGGUGAAAGUUCAGGGUCAUAUCGAUAUCGACUAAGGAUGACCUUUACAGAGCAGGAUGGCGGCCAGUGGGUGUUCAUUACUGGCAACAAUGAGGAAAUAUUUGUUAAUAUUACAGUCAUUCCUCGUCGUGCCUUGAACAUCUACACCAACAGCCAGAGUAUUACUGUUGAAAACGGAUUGGAAUCGAAUGUCGACUUCUUUCUCAAUGAUUCUACAGCUGUAGACAUCGGAGUGAAGAUAGUUGUACAACAUCAAAAAAUUGGUGGUGUGACAUUUGACCCUAAAUGUCUCAUACACCACUCAGAGACAGGCGGUUGUCAAAUCUUGUUUGGCCCGUGUGAGUGCAUAGGUGAAAGGUCAGAGACAUACCAAUACCGAUUGAGGAUGAUGUUUAAACAACAAGAUGGCGGUCUGUGGAAGUUUGACAUUGUCAGUCACGAGGGGACGAUUGUUAACAUCACAGUCAUUGGUCACCAGAGUACAGAACAACCAGAAGUGAAGGGGUUGAUACAAGUAAUUUCCGUCAUCACCGUUAUUGUCAUUCUCAUCAUCAUAUCGUUGGUGGCAGUCGUACGGUGUCGUGCCAGGUCAGAACACACUCUCGAGGGCGAAGCAGCACAGAUGAAUGAGGUAACAGAAAUUAAUUCCAUGGACUGUCAACUGUAUCAUAUUCUUGAUAAAGUGGAAUACGUCGACCAUGUAACACAGACUUUAAGAGAAUCUUUGUCACGUGACGGGCAGUCAGCUGACCGCCUUGGUCAAUCCACUGAUGCGGGCGACGUUCAGCUCUACACUGUUGUAGAAAUACUUCACUAACUCUCAUUUGAUUGUUGCGCGUGGGAAUUGAAGACUGACAUCCAUGAAAUUACUGUGGAAAACGGAGUGGAGUACAACAUUGAUUUCUUCCUCACUGAUUACCGAUCGUUGAAUGUUAGUUUACAACUAAUUGUCCAACAUCAGUCGACUGAUGAUGGGUUUUUCAUCACAAAAUGUCAGAUCGAGCAAUCACCCUCAGGAGUUUGUCAGCUGAAAUCCGGUCCAUGUGAGUGUAUGGGUGAAAGUUCAGGAUCAUAUCGAUAUCGCCUGAGAAUGACCUUUACAGAGCAAGAUGGCGGCCAGUGGCUGUUCCACAUUGCUAACCAUGGGAGGACACUUGUUGACAUCACCGUCAUUCAAAGCAUCACUUCAUCACAUGAUCACCAAAGUACAGAGCCUGCACAAGUGACGGGUGUGACCCCUAUCAUCCAAAGCUACACUCUGUCAACUACAACCCUAGUCAUUUUAAUAAUCAUCGUUAUUGUCGUCUUCAUCAUCAUAUCGUUGGUCGCAGUUUUCCGUUGUCAUUCCAAUACCCAUCGCCCUGUCCUGGGUAAGGCAGUGUCAAGUGGCUCAGUGGGAAAGCUGGUCACAAGGACAUUGACAGCUGUUAAUCGUUUUGUCAGUUGUUUUCAAAACACCAAAGGCCGAGAGUGCAUCAGUAUGAUGAUCCUGGACGGAUGGAACAAGGUCAGUGUGAAGUUCAGAGUUCAAUGACCUCUACAUCAUGUCACGUGCAGUCAGCUCACCAUCUGGAGCGAACUACUGAAGCACGUGACACACACUUUACAAAAGAGCACUUUUCAUGUUCCGUGAAGGAGGAGGAGACUACUGACUUCAGAAAGUCUGUCGAGACUGACGCUGACUCCGUAACCUCCACGGCCACAAUACCAUCAACACCAGAACUACCACCGAGGCUUUACAAAUGAUGUUUUACAUUUAACUUAUUAUUUCCCUUCAUAAUAAAUGUUCUUAAAGUUA
Molecule: messenger RNA, 2270 nt
Organism: Pomacea canaliculata
Lineage: Eukaryota; Metazoa; Mollusca; Gastropoda; Architaenioglossa; Ampullariidae
Exons: 10
Coding region: 117-1289 (390 amino acids)
Source: RefSeq, a predicted model, not a curated record